AUGCCCCGCACAUACGGCAAGAAAAAGCAGACGCGGCUGGCUUUUGCUCCGUUGAGCUCCUCGCCGAAGAGAGAGGACGACUCCGACGACGAGAAAGAUCGCCGCGCAAACUUGCGCUAUGCGCAUCCUUCCAUGCCAGUCCUCCGACGAGGACGCUCUCAGCCUGAAGCAAAAUCAACGCCCCAACGUACCCCGGAACCCAAAGCAGAACCAGUUAGCGACAGUGAUAGCGAUAUAGAGAUCGUGCGCAGCACGCGCAAAAACCCGCAAAGAGGACCACUAAAGCGCAAGAGGACAGAUGUAUCCAGUUCCGAAUCUCCUUCCGCGACCCCGCAGAAACCCGCUGCCGAUUCAGAGAGCGAUGCAGAUGAGGUUGUUCCAGCGUCUCGCAGGAAACUGAGGCGUGGUGUGGCCCCUCAGCCUGCUACCGUGGAUGACGAUAACGGUUCGGAAGAAGAGUUGGUCAUCUCUCCUAAGAAGCGCAGGAUGCGCAACGCAAGCCCCGACGUCCCCAAGACGCCGCGUCGCGGGCUGGAACAGGACGAAUUAGAUAUAGAAGAAGACCUUCAGGCGUUGCAGGACUCAGAUACCCGAACUCGGGGGCGACUGGCCAACUCGGCACGGGCUCAGAGACAACAACACCUGGAAGCCUUACGUCGUCGGAGGGCAGGAAAGACAGCAUCCGAUACUGAGAACCCUGAGAGUGAUGUUGAGCAGUUGGAGUCGGGCGACGGCGACAGCGAAGGUGACAGUGACGGUGACGGUGACAGCGGAAGUGAACAAAAGGACGAAGCCGAGACUCAUGAAGAGAGCCCGAAACGGAAGCCCCAAUUCCGUACUCGACUAGAAGAAAGUGAUGUUGAAUCUGCGAUCGCAAGCAAUGAUGAUCUGGACCGCUACGAAGACGACUUCGUGUUGGAAGACGAUGAUGAUACCCUAGGGGCUCCCACGGGCCUAGAAGACAUCCCCAUCGAAUUCUCCCGACAUGCUUACAAGCAACUCAAGGACUACUUCCAAGAUGCAGUAGAAUGGAUGGUGCACAAUCAGCUCAACCCGGCAUUCCCUCGCUCCGACCCAGUCUACGAAGUCGCCUUCAGCAAACUCGAAGACGAAGUCAAGGGCCGUACUGGAUCACAGCUCGUCUCAUCAGUUUGGAAUGCCAAGUUCCGGAGAGCCCUCUUAGCCCGGCCUCAGAUCGAGAUCACAACCUUUCCGACAAUAGAGAACCAUUCAUGCGAUGCUUGCAACCGCUCAGGUCAUCCAGCUUCAUUCGACAUCAAACUAUACGGGAAAGCCUAUUCACUGAAAACCCUUGAACCGCUUACCGACGAAGACAGCGACGAGGACGAAGAAGAGGAACACGAAGAUGAUGACCACGAAGAAAGAGACCGAGACGGCCACAUCCUACCAGACGAAAACACGCGCUUCUUCCUCGGACGCCACUGCAAAAACAAAGCAACUCUAGCUCACACCCUAACCCACUGGCGCUUCCACCUCAACGAAUGGGUGACCGGCUACCUCGAACACCGGGGAUACCUAUCCGAGACGAGAAUCGUGGAACGCAGCCACUGGAGCACGAAGAAGAAAACCAAGUACGCCGUGAAAGCAGUCAAAUCAAUGAUAGCGAAUGGUGAAGUCAAGAAAUUGUGGCGCGAUUUUCACAUUAAUCUACGGACUGCAAGAGAAACCACGUAUAGUGCAAGCUUCUAG
Messenger RNA from Aspergillus niger, 1710 nucleotides. RefSeq lists its product as uncharacterized. The record is from RefSeq and is a predicted model, not a curated record. The coding region runs from base 1 to 1710 and encodes 569 amino acids. The transcript has 5 exons. NCBI's taxonomy places the organism in Eukaryota, Fungi, Ascomycota, Eurotiomycetes, Eurotiales, Aspergillaceae. Gene Ontology annotation, cellular component: nucleus.